GAGGCUUGAGGGAGUCCUGGGAGCGGAGGCUGCGCUACCGUGGGGCGGGAUGAAGUGCGGCAGCGCUUAGCUGCGCCGAGCGCGCCUUGGGAGUGGUAGGGGCCGCGGAGCUGGGAGGAGGGGGGCGAUGGCCGGCUUGAAGGGUGCAAGUAGGAAUUAGCGGGUCUCGGGCCCGACGGGAAAUUUGGGGGGUGUCUCACGGCCUGUCGGGUGAGGGGAUGAAGUGGAAGCUUGUGGAGUGAAUCGGCCGAAAGGGAAGACUCGCGGAGGGGGCGGUAACGAGAGAGCCAUGGAGGGGGCUGGGGCCGACCUCAGGGAGCCCGUAGCGCGGAUAGUUCCCGCAGCCGGGAGCCUUCCGGAGAGCCGGCCCGCGCGGAGGAUUCUUCAGCCACUAUGUCAACCAGCACAGAUGUUUCUCUUUCUUCGUAUGAUGAAGAUCAGGGAUCUAAACUUAUCCGAAAAGCUAAAGAGGCACCGUUUGUUCCCAUUGGAAUGGCCGGUUUUGCAGCAAUUGUUGCAUAUGGAUUAUAUAAAUUGAAGAGCAGGGGAAAUACUAAAAUGUCUGUUCACUUGAUCCACAUGCGUGUGGCAGCCCAAGGCUUUGUUGUGGGAGCAAUGACUCUUGGUAUGGGGUAUUCCAUGUAUAAGGAAUUCUGGGCAAAGCCUAAACCUUAGAAGAAGAGAACCUGUCUCUGUUUUGUUGGUGGUGUUUGCUUUAGUUAGGAAUUUCAUAUUGAGUUUAUAUGUUUAUGUUGAAAAUAAAUCAUUUGAAUGGGUCAGAUAAUAUGGUAGUUUAAGUAUUGGCUUCCUUUCUUGCAGGCUUGAUUUGCCUGGUUACCAGAUUACUAGUGACCAGUCAACUAGCUAGGUCAUUCAGGGGAGUCACAUUAGCACAAAAGAAGAAACAUGUCACUUUUAAAUGGACUGGACAGUGGUAAAAUAUGCUCCUCCUUAAACUCUUAUGAUAAAAUCAGUUAGAAAGAGGACAGUGUGCCAGUCCUGAAGUACUCCUAGUUGUGAUUUGAUUCUAGUAUCAAAACAUGGUUUUGAUGUUAUGUAGGAAUCCCAUUUAACUUUUUUCUGUCUAUUUUGCAGAUUGAUUGGGUACUUCAGUUUUUAGGACUGGUUGGCUCUUAAUCCUUUCAGAACAGUGCAUGGAAUAUAGUAAGCUUCCCAACAACCUAAAAUACGUUUAUUUAAACUAAACCUAAAAAGCUGAUAAGGAGCUGUUUAGUAGUAAUAUUUAUUUCAGAAUCAUAGUUGUAAACAUGAGAAUAACCUAACUGUGGAUCCCAGUUUAGCUUUUUUUGUAACUGCAGAGUUAUAUUUAUGCUGCUGUUGUAUUAGAAUAAUUUUUAAAUGUUGAAAUGUGUAUUUUAAGUACUAAUGCAAAGGUUAAGUGAAAAACACUUUUUUAAAUGUAUGAAGCUUAUUUAUUUUCUCUGUAAGAAUCAUAAAUGUUAACAAAUUACCUACA
This is a messenger RNA of Neogale vison (American mink), 1477 nucleotides long. It is a transcript of the gene HIGD1A, whose product is annotated as HIG1 hypoxia inducible domain family member 1A. The transcript has 4 exons. Gene Ontology annotation, biological process: negative regulation of apoptotic process; mitochondrial respirasome assembly. The coding region runs from base 394 to 675 and encodes 93 amino acids. The record is from RefSeq and is a predicted model, not a curated record. NCBI's taxonomy places the organism in Eukaryota, Metazoa, Chordata, Mammalia, Carnivora, Mustelidae. Gene Ontology annotation, cellular component: mitochondrion.